Eufriesea mexicana is the source of this 3571-nucleotide messenger RNA. It is a transcript of the gene Nos, whose product is annotated as Nitric oxide synthase. Bases 140 to 3571 code for a protein of 1143 amino acids. Gene Ontology annotation, molecular function: calmodulin binding; nitric-oxide synthase activity; flavin adenine dinucleotide binding. Lineage: Eukaryota; Metazoa; Arthropoda; Insecta; Hymenoptera; Apidae. The transcript has 25 exons. Gene Ontology annotation, biological process: nitric oxide biosynthetic process. The record is from RefSeq and is a predicted model, not a curated record.
ACAUCCCUCCCUUCUCACGGGGAUGCUUACGAGAAGAAAUCAAACCAGUGUAUGUGCCGCGGUAGCCUAAUAUUCAAGCACAGCGGUAACAAGUGAGGCAGGGGCACAUUCUGUCGAACAGAAGAGCCACAACGUCGAGAUGAAGGAGCAUGAGACGACGGGUAUCUGUCAGAAAAAACCAACAAAACUACGAAAUCUCAUCUAUAAGACCGAGGCUUUUGAUUUUCUACAUGUUGGAAAUGCAGAGAGAACAUUAUGCUCUAACCAAGUGUGUCUCGGUAGUGUCAUGCAACUACCGAGUCAUGGAACAGAACCCCGUUCAAGAGAAGAAAUUCUUAUGCAUGCAAAAGAUUUUCUCGAACAAUAUUUUUCUUCCAUCAGAAGAUUAAAUAGUGAGGCACAUCGCAUUCGUUGGGAAAGUGUGCAAAAGGAAGUCACAGCAACUGGAACCUAUCAAUUAACUGAAACAGAAUUAGUUUUUGGAGCUAAAGUUGCGUGGCGCAAUGCUACAAGAUGCAUUGGUCGCAUUCAAUGGUCUAAAUUACAAGUAUUUGAUUGUCGUUAUGUUACAACAACUAGCGGCAUGUUUGAAGCAUUAUGUAACCACAUUAAGUAUAGCACGAACAAAGGAAAUAUCAGAUCUGCAAUAACAAUAUUUCCACAACGCACAGAUGGAAAACAUGAUUACAGAGUAUGGAAUCAACAAUUGAUAAGUUACGCAGGAUAUAAAAAUCUAGACGGUACUAUAACUGGUGAUCCUGCAAACGUUGAAUUUACUGAGUUAUGCAUGAAACUCGGCUGGAAAAGUGCACGUACUCGCUUCGACAUAUUGCCAUUGAUAUUAUCAGCAAACGGUCAUGAUCCUGAUUAUUUCGAUAUUCCAAGCGAACUUGUUCUUGAGGUACCUCUUAGUCAUCCAACUUACGAGUGGUUUGAAAAAUUAGAAUUAAAAUGGUUCGCGGUUCCUGCAGUAUCUGGAAUGGUAUUCGAUUGUGGAGGAUUAGAGUUUACAGCCGCGCCAUUCAAUGGGUGGUAUAUGAGCACUGAAAUUGGCUCUAGAGAUUUAUGUGAUGUUCAACGAUACAAUUUACUAGAAACAAUUGCAACACAUAUGGGGUUGGAUACAAGAACAUCUACAUCAUUAUGGAAAGACAAAGCUAUGAUAGAAGCUAAUCUUGCUGUUUUGCAUAGCUUUCAAAUGAAAAAUGUGACGAUAGUAGAUCAUCACACUGCUUCGGAAUCCUUUAUGAAACAUUACGAAAAUGAAAUGCGAUUAAGAAAUGGAUGUCCAGCCGACUGGUUAUGGAUCGUACCACCGAUAUCAGGAUCCGCUACACCUGUGUUCCAUCAAGAGAUGGCUCUUUAUUAUUUAAAGCCGUCGUAUGAUGCUCAGGAUCCUGCUUGGAAGACACAUGUUUGGAAAAAAGGUCGGGAUAAAAGAUCAACAUCUAAAAAACCAAGACGAAAGUUUCAUUUUAAGCAAAUAGCAAGAGCAGUAAAGUUUACGUCAAAGUUAUUUGGAAGGGCUUUAUCUCGAAGAAUAAAAGCAACAGUAUUAUUUGCUACGGAAACCGGUACAUCGCAAAUGUAUGCUGAAAAACUUAGUAAAUUAUUAGGACACGCUUUUCAUUCGCAGGUAUUGUGCAUGUCAGAUUAUGACAUCAGUAAUAUAGAACACGAAGCAUUAUUGUUGGUUAUAACUUCCACCUUUGGAAACGGUGAUCCUCCAGAAAAUGGAGAAGCUUUUGCACAAAAUUUAUACGCAAUGAAAAUGAAUGAAACAUAUAUUAAUAGUGGCAAUAAAAUAAGCUUGGCGACAUCAAAAUCGUUCAUCAAAGCGAAUAGUCAGACAGAAGUAAGUAAUUCAAAGAAACUGGAUAGAUUAGAUUCUCUUCGUGGUUCUACUACAGAUUCUCAAACGGAGGACACUUUUGGUCCCUUGAGCAAUGUCAGAUUUGCCGUUUUCGCUUUAGGAUCAUCAGCAUAUCCAAACUUUUGUGCAUUUGGGCGCUAUGUGGAUAAUUUGUUAGGCGAAUUAGGUGGAGAACGACUGUUGAAAUUGGCGCAAGGAGAUGAAAUGUGUGGUCAGGAACAAGCUUUUCGGAAGUGGGCAGCUGAUACUUUCACUGUUGCGUGUGAAACGUUUUGUUUAGACGAUGAUGAUACUUUGCUUGAAGUUGCUUUGUCUUUAGGAUCAGAAGCUUUGUCGGCAGCAACUGUUCGUUUUGUAGAAGCUGAGCCCCAACCAAUUGGGAAAGCUUUAAGUAAAUGUCACAAUAGAAAUGUUACUACCUGUAACAUGUUUAGAAAAACAAAUUUAAGCGGUGAUUUAUCAAGUGGAACAACAUUACUAUUGGAACUCGAUGACAUAGCAAGUAUGGAAAUACCAUAUAAACCUGGUGAUCAUUUAGGAGUGUUUGCAUGUAAUAGAUCAGAAUUGGUAGAAGGAAUUUUGAAACGUAUACAAACUCCUUUUGAUCCAAACAUACCGAUUGAAUUACAAAUGCAGAAACAAUCUCAUACUCCGAAUGGAAUCUUAAAAACAUGGAUAGCACAUGAUAGAUAUCUACCUAAUUCCUUGAGAAUAUUAUUAAAAAGAUUCUUAGAUAUUACGACACCACCAACACCGAACCUUCUUAGAUACUUUGCGUCGAUUGCAACAAAUCCAAAGGAACAAGCUCAACUCAAUCUUUUAGCUUCUGAUCCCGCAGCAUAUGAGGAUUGGAGACACUGGAAAUUUCCCAAUUUAGUAGAAGUAUUAGACGAAUUUCCGUCUGUAAAACCUUUCGCACCAUUAUUACUACUUCACUUAACUCCUUUACAACCGAGAUUUUAUAGUAUCUCCUCCUCUCCCGAUGUACAUCAAGGGCAAAUACAUCUUACUGUUGCUGUUGUACAGUAUAAAACACAAGGCGGUUCUGGACCAGUUCAUUAUGGAGUAUGUUCAAAUUACCUACAUGAGAUAUCAGAUGGAGAACCUUUAUAUGUAUUUGUACGUAGUGCACCAAAUUUUUAUAUGCCAACCGAACCAAAAGAACCAAUGAUACUAGUUGGUCCAGGAACUGGAAUUGCUCCUUUCCGUGGAUUUUGGCACCACCGCCUCGCAGAAAUAAAACAAGAACCAGAACUUGAGUAUGGAAAAGUCUGGUUAUUCUUUGGGUGCCGUCAAAGAAAUUUAGAUCUGUACAGGCAAGAAAAAGAAGAGAUGUUAAAAAUUGGUGUCCUCGAUAAAGUUUUCUUAGCACUUUCGAGAGAACGUGGAUUAAAAAAGACAUACGUACAAGAUUUAAUUCAAGCAGAAGCUUCGCAAAUUUAUGAUAUGUUAGUGUAUGAACGAGGCCAUUUUUACGUUUGUGGUGACUGUACAAUGGCAGAAGAUGUUUACCAAACUUUGAAGCAUAUUAUACAAACUCAUGGUGAAAUGACUGAUAAACAGGUCGAGGCGUAUAUGUUGUCAUUACGUGAUGAAAAUCGUUAUCAUGAAGAUAUAUUUGGUAUCACUUUAAGAACAGCCGAAGUACAUAAUCGAUCAAGAGAAACAGCAAGAAAUAGAAUGGCUGCAGAGCCUUAA